GGCAAGAGCAUAACAUUAAUUCUGCCAUUAUAUAAAUAGUGAUGUUUUAUUCAGUAUUAAAAAUUCCGAUCGUGGUUUGCUGGGAGUCCAACUAAACAGAAAAAUGGGGUCAAAAUUAAUUUGCAUGACGGCAUUAUCCAUAUUUGUCGUCGCAACAAUUUUAUUGGAUAGCACUAUUGCAAAGAAUAUUUAUCAAGACGGCGAUUCAAAUUUUUUGAGAAUUAAAUGGAGAAUAGGGAUUUUGGAUGAACUUACCAACGACACUUGCGUUGAUGAACUACCUUUUCCAGAUCCUGACGAUAUAACAUCGUUUUAUCAAUGCUUUUUGGACGGUGACUAUUAUGUACUCGUUCAUCUUCAGUGCGACACGGGAGGCUACUUCGAUGAGAUUUCAGGAGCGUGCCAAGAGUUUCCAAUCACCGAGCCGCCAACAACACCGGAACCCACGACGACAGCCCCAUUCCAGUGCGGCGACGUCGAAGGUAAAUUUCCAGACCCCUCAGACUGCACAAAGUACAAUCGUUGCGUAUUGGUCAGCGGAGUCAUGCGGUUGUACAAAUACGUUUGCACUGCUGGCUCAUAUUUUGACGAGGCCCAGGCAAUGUGUGUGGUUGGCGUUUGUCCAGGCUCAACUUCUCCAACAACUGAGUCUCCGUCAAGUACUGAGCCUUCCACAGUACCCACGACCACAGCGGAACCCACCACCACUGCCGCACCCACAACCACACCGACUCCAACGACCACAGCAGCACCCACCACGCUACCUCCAUUCCAAUGCGGAACCACAGAAGGCACUUUUCCUGAACCAACAGAUUGCACAAAAUAUAAUCGCUGUGUAAUGAUCGCAGGAGUCAUGCGGUUAUAUGCGUACACUUGUCCUACUGGAUCAUAUUUUGAUCCGGCUAAGGCAUUGUGUGUGUUGGGAACUUGUCCAGCCACUAGUCCUCCAACAACACUGCCCCCUGCAACUACAGCAUAUACAACAGGAUCCACCACCCCACCAGCAGCUACCACGACAGCAGCGCUUACGACCACAGCAGCACCCACGACCACCUCAGCAUCUACAACGAUUGCCCCAUUCCAGUGUGGCACCACGGAGGGUACUUUCCCUGACUCUACAGAUUGCACAAAAUAUAAUCGCUGCGUACUCAUCGCUGGGGUCAUGCGCUUGUAUUCAUACACUUGCCCUGCUGGAUCAUAUUUUGACCAGGUCAAUAAACUGUGUUCGGUAGGAACAUGUUAGUUAUAAUGACCUUUUUUAUAAACCGGCUUCUUUAGGUGUGGUCAAUAUUAGAUACGUGUAUAAAAAAAAUAACAAAAGAGUAUACAGCGGGGUUGAAAAAGUAGGCCACCUUUAUCACAAAACUUUUGAACCUACCAGGAAACCUUUUAUUUUUGCUAAUCCUCUUUUUCGCUUUAUACAAUUCUUUAAUUCACGCAAUUGUAUAAUAACUUGCCGGAGAUGAUGUUAUUAUACGUCGUAAACCUAACCAAAUUUAUGGUAUAGCCGGAUAAUUUAAUAGGAAUGAUUUGAACAAGAUAAAUUUAUAACAUCUUCUAGACAGAACAAAAAUUUGUUUACAUUAAAUAAAUAUUGAAUAUUAAAUAAAUAGAUUUAUUAAAGGA
Folsomia candida is the source of this 1626-nucleotide messenger RNA. Its product is annotated as spore coat protein SP96. The transcript is spliced from 4 exons. Gene Ontology annotation, cellular component: extracellular region. The record is from RefSeq and is a predicted model, not a curated record. Gene Ontology annotation, molecular function: chitin binding. Lineage: Eukaryota; Metazoa; Arthropoda; Collembola; Entomobryomorpha; Isotomidae. The coding region runs from base 104 to 1243 and encodes 379 amino acids.